This is a messenger RNA of Capsicum annuum, 1440 nucleotides long. Its product is annotated as transcription repressor OFP14. The transcript is spliced from 2 exons. Lineage: Eukaryota; Viridiplantae; Streptophyta; Magnoliopsida; Solanales; Solanaceae. Gene Ontology annotation, biological process: negative regulation of DNA-templated transcription. Bases 44 to 889 code for a protein of 281 amino acids. The record is from RefSeq and is a predicted model, not a curated record.
AUGUUACUUAACACUAUUAAUUUUUAAGGAAAAAUCAGACAUAAUGCCUAAGCAACUCCAAAAAACUCUCUCAGAUUACCUUUCAAAGAAAAAAAAUAAAUCUACUGCACCACAACAACCUGCUGUUUCCACCGUUAAGACUCUCUCAUCUCCAACGAACUGGUGGUUCCGUGGGUGUAGACACCCAAAAACGCCAUCGUUCUCCGCCAUUGAUCACAAAGAGAAGAAUGUACAAGCCAAAAAUGAUGCUGCAACACUUGCAGAUGUUGAUCGUUUCGUCUUUGAGAACUUCAAAUCCUUUUAUUCCAAAGAUGAUAAUAGCGAAACUGAAGGUAAUAAAAUCAGUAACAGCAACAUCGUGAAGAAAGGCAAGAAAGAAGAAAUCAUUGCUCAAAACAAUGAAGAAAAUGCAGGAGGUUCGAAAUCUUUAUCCGAAUCUCCGAGUGUUCCAAGAUCUCGACGUUUUUUCAUGGCACCUGGUUCGUCAAGCUCUUUAAUUGAAGUAGCAGCACGGGCAAGCAUGACAAUUUCUGACGAUACUGGAUCGACAUCAGCCAUCACCACGACCAACACGACAAAUGAAACAGUACUGAAUCCGGAUGAUUUUAUUACACUCGUAACGUACUCUCCAAGUCCAUAUGAUGAUUUCAGGCAAUCGAUGCAGGAGAUGAUGGAAGCGAGGUUGAAUGAUCAAGGCAAAAUCAAUUGGGAAUUUAUGGAAGAGCUAUUGUUUUGUUACCUUAAUUUGAACGAUAAGAAAUCGUACAAAUACAUACUUAGUGCAUUUGUCGAUCAAGUCAUCGUUUUGCGUGAAAACUCCGGCAGAGUCCCGGCGAUAUCACGGAGUGUUCGAACAUUGGAUGGGGAAUUAAGCAAAAGGAAUAUGUAACGUAAGAAAUUAGUCACAGGUUCAAUUAUGAUUUAGUCAAAUGUAUUGAGAGGGACCAACAAUUGAAUUGUUACUUUUUUGUUGCUUCCCAUGCAAAUAUCAAUAUUUUAUUAUCACUUUAUCUAAGAUUUAGUUAAGAGAUGUUGCAUAUAUGUUCAUAAAAAGUGAUUAUGAACAUGACAUAAAGGAAAUAUACUAUAAUUAAUGAGCUAGAAUAUAUUAAUAGUGGUAAUUGUUGUAUAAAUUAUUUAUUAUCUUUGUGCAUAUGAAAGGUAAAUCCUUUCUUUAUUUAUUAGAGAGACCUGCAAACAUCUAGAGCUCCUUUUGUAGUUUUGUUCCUGCCAUGCUCCACUCUUUUGAGACGGGGAGAAAUGGAGAAGGGGAUUAAAAAGUUGGUCGCAAUCAACCAAUGCUCCAAUCAAAGUUUUAAUUGAUUCCAUUUAUUUCUCACGGAGAAUUGGAAAUAGUUUAUUUUAUUAAAAUUAAAAAGAAAUCUAGGAUGUAUGUGGCAUGUGACUAAAAAAUAUUUUCUACUUGUGAGUCUCAAACAU